Stylonychia lemnae is the source of this 1767-nucleotide messenger RNA. The record is from the annotation of a GenBank genome assembly. Lineage: Eukaryota; Ciliophora; Spirotrichea; Sporadotrichida; Oxytrichidae.
AUGGUCUCCGUUUAUAAAAAUGAGGAAUAAUUUGAUGAUUUAGAUGUGGCACCUUUUUUCAAACAAGAAACAUCCAUUUCUAAACUAGAUUAGCAGGUUAUUAAGAAAAGUGAUUAAAAUAUAAAGAAACUUUUGAAAAAAAUUGAUAAACAGAGUGUUCAAUAUGUAGAAUGGAUGAGGAAAAAAUAAGCUGAGAGAUAAAAGAAAGGUUAUACAUCAGUGCAUGGAAUGUAUCAUUAAGAUAGAGACAACCAGCAAACUACUGAUAAUACAUCUAAUAAGAGAUCUCAAAUAAUUGAUCGCAAGAAGUCAACAUAUACCUUUUAAAAUAGCUAAAGAUUAUCAAGAAGUGGAAGCAGAGCAGAAAGUGCAAGGCCAGGUACUGCAAUGGCUGAUAGAAAUCAGCCACCAAAUAUGGAAAGUCUCUAUAAGGGCACAGCUACCUAUUUAGAUUAUAAAAGAAGAACAAGUCCAGUCAAUUUAAAAUUGCUAAUUGAUCGACUCUAAAAUCCAAAAACCUUCAUCUAAUAUUAAGAUCUGGAAGAAAUUAGUCAAAGCAGACAAGCCACUUUGCAAUCUGCUAGGGAGGACUUAAGUUUACUGUAAAAUCAAUUGAAAUAUAUUGAUAGAGAAAAACUGAAGGUAGAUCAAGAUUUCAUGCAGACAUAGAUAUUUUAUAACAGAGGAAUAAUCCCUUAAUCUCAUAGAUUAUCUACUAAUCCUGAAGAUAUAGCUGAUAAAGAGGAAAUGCUGUAGGAAACAUUGAGAAUCAGAUAAAAUAGCAAUUCUUAAUAUCUUAAAGCUCUGAGCAGUAGUAGAAAGUCGAUUGAUUAGAGCUAACUAUUAGCAAAAAGAAGCAGUAUAUUCAAGUAAUACUCAAUGAAAGGCCUAAAUGGUCAAAACUACAGGAAUAGCAGGGUAAAGAAUGAAUCUGCGAUCAAGGAAAAUCAGAUUAGGAUGCUUUUCAAAAACAUCAAGGAGUAAAAAGAAAAGUAGUUGCAAGGCAGGUAUUAAGAUUUAGAAAAGAGUCAGGAUUCUUUAAAUAAUGCGCUUUAAAGAGUUAAAGAUGAGGAGAUGAGAGGAAGACUAGAAAAGUAUGCUAAUCAACUUUUCAAGACUACUGAUUCAAAGAAAAGACAGAAGAGCUAAACUAACAGCAAAAACAAUACUGAUGUUAUUAGGAUUCUUAACCUAGAUCCUGGACCAUCAAAAAAGCCAAAAUUAUACAAGAUUUACAAUGAUAGCUAACCCAUCGAAAAGAAAGUUGGCGAUUUGAUUAUGCUCACAUAGAGAGCAGGAGGAAAUAUUAGAAAUCAUUAAAAAGGGUUAAAGUCUGAGAUUGAAAAUAGAGAGACUAAGACAAAGUAACAAGAAUAAUUAAGAUCUGGAAAAAAUCUAAUCUAUAAGUAAAUAGUUUAAAAUUAACAUAAAAACCAUAAAUCACUUAGUAGAACUAUAAACGCUGACUUGAGUAAUUUUGAUUAAAGUUAAAACUCAAAAGUCUAUGAUAGUGAAGGCAAUAUAGUAAAUAAAACAAGGGCUUUAAGAGAAAGGUUUUAUCAGAGAUAAAUUUCUUAAUAUGGUUAGAAGCCUUCAAAUGUAAUGGUUGAUAAGAAUCUUCAAAAAGUUUUGGAGUAUGUGACUUAAGACAUGCAAACAGCAAUGCCCAAGAGAAAUGCAUUAAAUAUACUAUAGUCAAUAAAAUCUGAUGUAAAGAAAGCUAAUUACUUGGAUACUUUUAUCGUUCCAUCCAAAUAAAUAUCAUGA